GACUGUGAAGAGAUAACGGUCCAACUUUUCUUCCUAGUUGACCUCGAUAAGGUUCUGGGGGAAUCAUUCCUUGGAGGCAACUGGUUUGAAAGAGAGACCUGUCUAACUGGAAAUGCUUUGCAGAAGACAUGAUCAGGAAGCUAAGUACCCUUUCAACCAAACGCCAAAACUUUCUUUCUUGACUUGAACUAUAAGACAAUCAAUCUCUCAGAGAAAGAAUUCUCUACCUGUCCUCCAUGCUUUCUUCUAUGUUUUCGCCUUUUAUAUAACACGACGAAGUUGACGAAAAUCAAGGGAGAGCUGAAAUAAAAAAAACAAGUGCUUGAAAGAAAUGGAGGCCUCUAGUUCAUGCCAAGAAGGCACAGCAGAGAUUGUGUUCUUUGACUUAGAAACAACAGUACCAAAUCGAGCCGGGCAACGUUUCUGGGUACUGGAGUUUGGUGCAAUUGUAGUAUGUCCACAAAAGCUGGUCGAACUAGAAAGCUAUAGCACCCUCAUUAGACCUCAUGACCUCUCUGUGGUAGCGCUGAGGUCUGGUCGAUGUGAUGGGAUAACGCGUGAAGCUGUUGCAAAUGCACCCACUUUUGAGGAUGUUGCAGACAACAUAUUCAACAUGUUGAAUGGUAGAAUUUGGGCAGGGCACAACAUAAAAAGAUUCGAUUGCGUCAGAAUCAAGGAAGCCUUUGCAGGGAUCGGUAGGCCUUCACCAAUGCCGGUUGGAAUGAUUGAUUCUUUAUGUGUAUUGACAGAGAAGUUUGGUAGAAGAGCUGGUAACAUGAAGAUGGCUUCAUUGGCUGCUUACUUUGGUCUUGGGCAGCAGAAGCACAGGAGCCUCGAUGAUGUCAGAAUGAACUUGGAGGUCCUGAAGCAUUGUGCAACUGUGUUGUUCUUGGAAUCAAGCCUUCCAAGUGUUUUGAAUGGGAAGUGGCAGGCAUCGCCACCCUCAGUCAUGACAAGAAGUAGAAGUAAUGGAAAGCUGCAAUGCAGAGAAGAAAUAAGUAGCAGAAAAUCUCCAGCUUCAACCUCUAUUGGAUACCAAAGGGCAGUGCCCUAUGCAAGAGGAAGCCUUGGGAAGGUGACAGAAGGAAUGAAGAACUUAUUGUGUAAAGCUCAGGAGACACAAUCUCUAAACAAAUUACUCAAGCAUUCUCAUUCUCUACUCCGAUAAGCAAAACCGGAGUCCGAUUACUCAAUCAAUCUGAGUCUCCCCUGGAUUUGAUUUUCUGCUCCAUUGGAAAGGAAGGUUUACAUUGAAAAGUUCAUGGACAUUGAUCACAUCAAAAUGGAAUUUGAAUAAAAAUGUUAUGUUGCUUCA
Tripterygium wilfordii is the source of this 1315-nucleotide messenger RNA. Its product is annotated as protein NEN4-like. Bases 332 to 1168 code for a protein of 278 amino acids. NCBI's taxonomy places the organism in Eukaryota, Viridiplantae, Streptophyta, Magnoliopsida, Celastrales, Celastraceae. Gene Ontology annotation, molecular function: nucleic acid binding; 3'-5' exonuclease activity. The transcript is spliced from 6 exons. The record is from RefSeq and is a predicted model, not a curated record.